GGAGUAUAAUAAUAAUAAUAAUAAUAAUAAUAAUAAUAAUAAUAAUAAUAAUAAUAAUAAUACAUGUUAUUUAUAUAGUACUUUUCUAAAAACUCACACUUUGCAGGAUUCAGGGAAAAUUACAAACAGUACUUCAGUACAUCAAACAAAAUCAUAAAAGGUAACAGAAAAACUUAAAUACAUAGCACUGGACAACAACAGAGUGUUUUCAGGAGGAGACUUAGAUUUGCUGUAAUACAGACUGCUAAAGAAGACCCUAUAAACAGCUAUUAGCAUCAACCCUUUGAAGAACCUUGGGGGAUAUGAGUUACAACAACAUUUAUCUUCCAUUUGGGACUAAUAAACUAUUUUGGAAUGGAAUUGAAUUAUCUUUAAAAUAUUUUUGAAAUAAAGCAAGAGUUUUUGCAGCCAAGUAACUAUGGUUGCCUAGAAACAAGUGAAGAACAAGGGAAACAAUUUAAAGAAAUACAAAAUGAGAGUAGUGAUUUGCAUUCUUGCAGCUCAAAGAGGUUAAACUUUUUGGAUUUUAUUGUUUAUUUUUCAUAGACUCAAACAGUACUUUCUUUAAUAUUUUACAAAUUACCAACAAAAGAUUACAACAUCAGAGAUUUACACCCAUUGGAUGUUGGAUGCCUAUGCAUAACUUGGUAUUGUAUUGCGCUAUUAUUAUUAUUAUUAUUAGUAGUAGUAGUAGUAGUAUCAGUUGCACAAAUGAAGUAUGAAGGGUUUGAGAUUAUUGAGAAAUGAUUUUAACUUUGAUAUCAAAAAUUUCAAUACACUUCCAUGACACUUUUAAAGUUUACAAUGUGGAUUAAUUUAUAAUUCAAUUGACUAGAUUGUUUUCACUUCCCAGAGUGCCUUGCAUUAGCUUCUUUGUAAUGCAGGCAUGGGAAACGUUUUCUUACAUUUUCCUCAGGAUGAGUACACUUAUUUAUUCUCAGAUUUCUGCAGAGCUUUACAAGCAGAAAGAUUUAGAGCAGAAUCACAUCUCAGACUUGAAGAACACCACCCCCUGAAGACCGAGUCAUUUUGAGGUAGUGACUCCAGGACAGGAGAGCAAAUCAUCCAAGGUUCAGCAUAGAGGGUGUUAUCUUAGCUCUCUAAGAUGACAGAACCAACAAGACAUCAAUCUCAGAAAUUUCACAUUUACGAUAAAAGGCAGACUGGAAACAAGGUAGAUCAGCUUGAAGGUGGUUACCAGGAAGUUAUUGCUGUAACUAUCAGUAAAGCAUUCUAUUUGUGUCUGCAGGUUUUUGCCUAUGAAGAGGAUGAGCACUUCCUUGUUCAUGGGUUCUAUCACUUCAAGCAUUUCCCCUGUGACAGCCCAGUACGUUUCAUGAUACACUCCCCUGCAAUUCAUGCCUUUAUCAGCCUCCACGCAGACAACAAAGUAAGCCUUUUCAGACCUAAAUGCUAUAGGGAGACCAUCUGGAGAAGAAUGCCCUUUUUGGGCCUGACUCCUACAAAGGUCCUGGGAUGGAUAAUAGGCUGGGGCCCCGGGCCCAUCUUCACUCUCCUGGACAAUGAAUUGCGGCAUUUGGAUACUGCGGACAACGCUCUUGAUAUUCGACUGUGUGAGGCAGCAGAGCAUUCCUGGGAGCUGGUUACUGUAGGCUUUGGGAACGUGUGUGUGUGGUCGGUGUUGCUCAUGAGGUGCAGAGUGAAGAUACAGGAAGGGCUGCAGCAGAGAGCUUUCACUCACAUGGCAUUGGCUCCUCCACAGAAGAAGAGGCCUCACCGUGCCUUUGUUGCAUGUGGAAUGGAGGUUACUGUGAUCAACCUCGAUGAUGGGGUGGUUCUGGAUCACCAGGAGGAACUCUGUCCAAGUGAAAUCACCGCAAUGUUGUUCUGCACCCAACUUGACUGUUUGAUCACCGGUUUCCAAGAUUAUGCCAUCACAGUCUGGGGUCUUGACUGGGUUCCACGUGUGACUUUUUUUGGACACGAUGGUGUGGUGAAUUCGCUGUACUAUUGCUCCAAAACAAACCUGCUAGUCUCAUGCUCUGCAGACUGCACCAUCCGUAGCUGGGAUGUAAAAAAGAACUUGGCAAUCGAUUGUUUCCACACAGACCAGAACAACCCUCCACUGUGUUUGGUUGGCAAAAAGAACGAACACCCAUUUUUCUCUUUUUCUGACAAAGGUGUGGAUCUUUGGUUUGUAACAGCUUGGUACACCCUCCACACAAAGAUCAAAGGGGAUGAAGACAUCGCAUUGAAACAAAUCGUAGUCUCACAUUUGCCUCCUUGCUACCCAACCCGAGUGACUUGUGUCAGUGAAGAUGAUCAUAUCUAUCUGGUUUCUGCUGGAACAGAAGAAAUGCUGACUUCCUUUAAGGCAGGAAAGACGGUAUUAUGUGCUGCCUACUGCCUUCAAAAAGAGCUUUUGUUUGUCUUGACUCAGGGUGGUACCUUAUUGCAAGUCAACUCACUCGCUAAUCCAGCCACUUUGAUACAAGAAUGGGAAGGCAGAGGCCGGGGUCCCUGGCCAAUAUCAGACACUUUAAGUAAAAAGGAUGUCCAAAAUCUGCCGGAGCCUGGCCCCGCCUGUUGCAUGGUGACUUACAGCUACUUGGGAGACCCUAAGAAGGCUUUAGAGAAGUGGAAAAGUUUAAAAAAUGGAAGAGGCAGCAGUCAGAGGGACAGCAAACAUAUUGAUCAUUUCAAGAAUAAAUUUUGGGUUAUCAUUGGCCAAAGUGGUGGCUGUGUGAGUGUCCUCGCAAUGGAUGAUGGGACGCUCCUGUACAGAACCCCCGCACACAAGGGCAAGGAUGUCACAGCAGUGAAGGUCUACUCGAAGUACAACUACCUCCUCUCCUCGGGUGAGGACUUCACGGUGGUGGUGUGGAGAAUUCACCCCGAUGCUGCAACGUGUCUCAGCCAUUGGCAGACGGUGAUAUGUUAUGAGCCUCAGGUCUACCUGGCGGCCCUGGAGCUGCAGGUGGCCCUGGCGUUUCAAGAGCCUAACAGCAAGUCCUACAGCCUACAACUCUACCAUGUGGAAAACCUGAAACGAGCAGAAUGUCAGCAAAAAAAUGCACAUAUAGAUUCCCUCACAGGAGUGUGUGCAAUUCCUGAAAUAAAGGCAUUUGCUUCCUGCAGUCUGGAUAAGACAGUUCGCAUCUGGAAUGAGAAGAAUAAGCUCAUCUGGGUGCAACAGCUUGUGGCAGCACCUCAGUGUAUGGAAUACAGUGGAAACGGGGAGCUAUUUCUGGGCAUGAAUGGGGACCUGUACAGGCUAGAGUUUGCACAGUUUCUACCAAAGAAAUACCAACGAAUGGUGCAACUAUUGGCUGCUUAUUAUUUACCUGAAUUUAAAAAUUGCACACAGGAAAGUUUCAUUAUCACUAUGCCUGAUUUUUUUUUCCAGCUUCGCUGCUACUAUUUUGAAAAUGUCCUUUCUGAGCUGCCUACUUCUGAGGUUGAAAAAACACGCGACAAAGCAGAGUAAGACAGGUUCCACUUUCAGGUUACAAUAAUAAUGCAAUUAUCUGAAUAAGUUCUGAGCACUUUUGUAUUCUAGCAUGUCAAUUAGUGAGGCAGAAAGAUUAAAGGAAGCUAUCAGCAGCAAUGAGGUAAUGAAUAUAUACCUGCAGCACGACAAGGUGAGUAUAUAAAAAGGUACAUUUUAAGAUCUGCUGAACACAGUAAUAAUUAAAAUACCUGGCUCAUAAAUACAUUUUUUCCCAUCUGUGUCAGAGGGCUUCAGUGAUCAUAGACAUGGACCUGAAGGCUCUAAUAAAGGGAGACGUAAUUUGCACACAAAAGAAAACUCACAGUACUAAACAAACCAAGAAAGAUGCCUUUGACCAUUACAUGCAUGAGUUAUAUGGAUUGUCACCUUGUGAGCAGGUAUAUUUCAGCAAAAACUUUUUUUCACCUGAUUUUCUCAAGUACUUGAAAAUAAAUGAAACUGUCAAACAGUCCAGUAUUUAAAUCUCUAAUAUACUGAACUAGUUUUCAGUGAUUCUCAAAAGUAUGCAAGCAGGUCUCUCUUGAAAAGUAAAUCUUGCAUCUCAUUGAGACAGACUGUUUAAACAAAGGUCAAAUAAAUACAUUAAUGCACAUCCCGGUUAAAUGGCCAGGUUUUGUAAUGUCAUAAGACCAGAUGAAUGUGACAUAUAUGACAGAUCCUUUAGGAGUGAAAUAUACAUAUAUUUUUUAGAGAUGAAACACCCUGCAUAGAAGGAAGAAGUGGGCAAGCCCUUAAAUUCCCUAUUGUUGAAGUAGAUUUGAUUUGUUUACAGUAAACUUUCCAUAAUGAGAUCAACCUGAAAUUAAGAUGUACUCUCUCAAUAGUUUUUUUUUCUGACAUUUUCUGAUUUGCAUCAUGACAUGUAAAAAAAGGCAAGGUUUAUUGGCAACAGAGUGCAUGUCAAAUUUAAGGUGGAAAAUGUAGAGAAAUCAUUUAUCAAUCAAUUAAUUAAUCAAUUUUAUUUAUAAAGCACCUUUCAUACUAAAAGCAGCUCAAAGUGCUGUACAGAUCAAUAAAUAUAAAUCCACAAAAAUAAACAAUUACCCACCCACCCCCACGUGUAUAAUUGUACACCAGGGUUGUUUACACACUGGACAUCCUGUUUGUUAUUUACAUGCAAAAGAUUUUUUUCUUUCUUUUUUUUGCUACUUUAUUUUUUAUGUUGAGCACAUUUGCAAAAAUCAUACUAAUUUGUGUUAUUGGCUGUUAAACACUCUGCUUUUCAGACUGGUGUAGAUGAAGAAGAUUUUGAUGAUAUUAUAAUGAAGUCCAAAGCACGUUUAAUGCGAACCAUUUACGUUCCAAAGCCAAAACAAUCUCUCAGUCCUGUGGCCACUGAAGUGCCUGCAGAAAAACAGGUAUAAACCUUCACAACGUCAAUAUUUUUUUAUCUAUUAAUGCUGAUUUAAUUUUCCUGUAAUAGACAGCAAAGUGACAGCUUUAGGAGAAAAUCUAUGACACUUGUAUCAUUCUCUUUUUUCCAUUUGUAGUCACAGCAUUUUCCUCAUUUUUAAGUUUGUUUUAGCUUUGCUUCUUUAAUGUUUCAGAUCAUUGAACCAGUGUCAAUAUCAGAGAAAUAGAACAAAUAGUAAAUGCAAACAGCAAUUUUGAACUGAUGUUUUACAUUUAUUAGAUGGGAAAGGCUUUAUUGACCAAUGUUGCUCUAUGUGAAAAUAUGCGGCCCUUGUUAAAAGAUACGUUAUCUGUAAUUGAUUGCAUUUUACUGUAGGAAAGCCGAGUUCAAUUUCACAAGCUAGAUACAGGUUUGAUUAUUGCCAGAUCUGUAGGACCAACAAAUAACUUGAGAACUUGUCUAAAAACAUGAAGCGGGCUUAAAGGUGCCAAAAACCAAAACAUUCUGCUCCAAUCUAAAGAAAUUCAAGAGUAGAUAAAAAGGUUGGCUAGCUACAGUAACAGUCUGGAAAAGGUGGCCAAUAACAGGAAAUGCAGAAACUUUGGAACAGUAGUGAAUCUUCCAGGAGCAUUUGGGCAAAUGACUUCCAUGGUGCUGAUGACAAAGAACAUUAAGGCUCAUUGUACAUUUGCUCAACAACAUCAAUAGCUUUAACAUCUUUUAAGAAAAAGAACACGAUGUCUACAGUCGUGGGAGUUGUAUUGUGAAGGUCUCACUUACUUUGUUUAUGUAAUGCACACAAAAGAAAACUCACAUAAAUUACCAUACAUUUUCCUCUCCAGUAGAAAUUAUGAAGGAGACAUCCACCAGUUUGUGAUCUUGACAUCAAGCACAAUUGGGUUAUGCAGCAAUAAUCUAAAGAGUAUUCCUCCACAGUGAUGUUAAAGAGUAAUUGCCAGUUAUAAGUGCUUCAUAGCAGUUGUUCCUACCAAGAGGGGGACAACAAUAUUAAUUGUUUUUAUCUUGUAACCAGGUUGCUAUGUAUUGCAAAUUUUUGCUCAGGUCCCUCUUGAAAAUGAGA
Xiphophorus maculatus (southern platyfish) is the source of this 5907-nucleotide messenger RNA. RefSeq names its product WD repeat domain 97 (gene wdr97). Gene Ontology annotation, molecular function: protein binding. The coding region runs from base 1106 to 3448 and encodes 780 amino acids. The transcript is spliced from 7 exons. NCBI's taxonomy places the organism in Eukaryota, Metazoa, Chordata, Actinopteri, Cyprinodontiformes, Poeciliidae. The record is from RefSeq and is a predicted model, not a curated record.